Messenger RNA from Prunus armeniaca (apricot), 1206 nucleotides. The record is from the annotation of a GenBank genome assembly. NCBI's taxonomy places the organism in Eukaryota, Viridiplantae, Streptophyta, Magnoliopsida, Rosales, Rosaceae.
AUGAGGUGCCCUGAUGAGGAUCGAGUUCGGUUGGCUUCCUUCCUCCUAAAAGGGAAUGCUUAUCACUGGUGGAAGACCGUUCGUAGGGGUUAUGUUGAUCCUACUACCAUUACUUGGGCGGAGUUUCAGCAUAUCUUCUACGAGCAGUUCUACCCACACUCGUAUCGAAAUGCGAAGAAAGUCGAGUUCUUGCAAUUGAAACAGGGGUCGAUGUCUAUGUUGGAGUAUGAGCACAAGUUUAAUGAAUUAUCUGGGUUUGCUCCUGAACUGAUUCCCAAUGAAGAAGAAAAGUGUAGACGUUUUGAGGAGGGUUUGUGGCUGGACAUUCAGGCAGUGGUCAUUGUCACCACUUAUCCUACCAUGAGAGCACUGGUUCAAGCAGCGGACCGUGUGUCAAAGAAGCUCAGUGCAGGUUCAGCUAGACGUUUACGGCUAGGGAUUCUUCACGGCAGACUAGCUCAACCUGUCACAACUGUGGACAGGUUGGACACUUUAGAAGUGAUUGCCCACAUCUUGUAUAGAGCGGUGGUCCAAGUCAGAGGGGUAGUACUGGUUGUUUCUAUUGUGGUCAGGUUUGGCACAUUAAAAGUGAGUGCCCUCUUCUCUCUCUCAGUGAUACUGCAAGGCAGGAAACUAUGGCCUAGCAAGGGCAAGGUAGUCAAGGUCAUAGUCAAAGUGAGAGUGGUGCCUCUUCUUCGGCUGCAAGUUCUUCAUCCAAUAGUGGGGUUCAGUCUACCUUCCGUGGUAGAGGUGGUAGACACCAGAGGGGACAAGGUGUUUAGAGAUAGCUAUGUUCAAGUGGGUGAUGCGGUGUUGGAAGCCAAUUUGAUUCCCUUAGAUUUGGUUGAUCUCGAUGUCAUCUUGGGAAUGGAAUGGUUGGAGAAGCAUCAUGCGUCCGUAGAUUGUUUCCGAAAUGAGGUUAUACUUCGAAGUCCGGGACAACUUGAAGUUACUUUCCGUGGAGAGCGUAGAGUUCUCCCAUCAUUUCUAAUCUCAGUCAUAACGGUGAGAUGGUUACUCAAGAAGAGAUGUGUGGGAUACUUAGCCCAUAUUAUCGAUACUCGUGGGUUCACCGUAAAUUUGGAAGAUGUUCCUGUUGUUCGAGAAUUCCUGGAUGUCUUUCCGGAUGAUCAUCCUGUUUUAACUCCCCAUGGAGAAACUGAGUUAAUUAUUGAACUCCUUCCAAGAACAAAUCCAAUUUAUUAA